This is a messenger RNA of Haliotis rufescens (red abalone), 2228 nucleotides long. RefSeq lists its product as uncharacterized. The record is from RefSeq and is a predicted model, not a curated record. The coding region runs from base 1383 to 1865 and encodes 160 amino acids. The transcript has 4 exons. Lineage: Eukaryota; Metazoa; Mollusca; Gastropoda; Lepetellida; Haliotidae.
UUGUAAUUCGGCAAAUCAGGUAACCUUAUUGAAUAUCAAUAUCUUUCUUUGUUUAAUUUGACUUCUAAUAGUUGGAAACCCAACUGUAAAGCUAUCAUGUAUGCCAAGUUUGGUACAAAAAAUAUUUUAAAGAUUCAACAAAAGUAUGUACCCCCAUAAAUAGUGAGUUAUUGGUUGUGAAAAUACAUUGCAGAGCAAAAUAAAUUCAGACUAUCACAUUAUUCAACCCCUUUAUCAGAUAAGAGGCAACUGCUUAAUUACUGAGCUUUCAUAGGAAUUUGUUUAAAUAUAUCAUAUAUCAUAUAAUUUACAUGACACAUCAAUUUCAAGCCUCCAAUUAACAAAUCAAUGCUCGCUAUCCUGUUAACUGGCCGUAUGAAUACAACAAUAUAACGCAUUUAUUCGCGUAAGAACUACUUUUAGUACACUCUAAAAAACAAACGUUUACUAGAGACAUGUUGAAGUGCUUGUUCCUAAACGCUAGUGUAUAUCUUACUUCACUGGUGCUUAAUAAUAACCACAGUCUGCCAUACAACUAACACACACAUGUGCAUUCAUAAAUGCACACCCGUUUGUUCUUUUUCGCACCACAAACAAGUUUUUAGGACAGACAUGUUGAAGUGUUUGUUCCUGGACGCAAAUGCAUAUUUUACGUCACUGGUGUAAAACAGGUUUGAGAUACAAGAUACACACACACGUAUUUCUAAGUGUACAUCCGUUUACUAAUAUUACAUUUUUGAUCAAAAUAAUAGAAAUAGUUAUGUCGACUAUUAUUUCUAAUUUAUUUUAAACAAACUGAAUUUACACUAUUAAGCUUAUCUAUUUAGAUCUAUCUUUCAUCUGAAAGCUGAAUACCUUUCCAUGGACCUCUUACGAAUGGUAUGUAUCUAACAUAAAUUGUAUAUAUCGGCAGAUUUACUUCGUGUGCCUCAUGCCGCAUGCAUCUAUCCAACAACAAAUCCACGCAUACCUCAAUAUAUGUUGAGAAGUCAAAAUGUGAUUUUUCACCCGUAAGGUCCUUUAUCUCAUGGUUGGUCACAUGAGUUGAUUUAUUAACUCCAGUGUUUAUAUACUAUCAGCAGUGUGGUAAAAUAUAUGACGUCACUAGAUGACGUCAUUAUACUGAGUGGUUGUCGCCAUUUUGUACUAAGUGUUCCUGUACAAGAUUACUCAAAAUUGCGUAAGUAGUAUUGCAAAACUGAAGUGAAAUUUUAUUAUAUUAACUAGUGGAAAACACAAUAUCAGAGUUCACGCAAGUCUUGUUUGAAUCUAGAUUGUUAUAUAGGCCUAACUAGAUUGUUGUUGUGUAUAUCCUUAAUUUUCUAAACAACUGCAGGUUCACCUUCCGUCUUCAGUGAAGGCAGGUCUACUGUCAUGUGGGUAUGUCUCCCUUCACACAAUAUUUCCGAUACAGAGAAGUCACUGUUUCUAAUGACGAUCUCUUGUCUGAAGAAGAAUAUUCUGUCGAUCUCAAAGAACUUCAAGCUGAAUGGGAAAAGGCCAAACCAAGUAACACUCACAUCAAGCUGCUACGUCAGUACAGAAAAAGGUGGAUGACUUCUUUACCAGACGGAACGAUCCAGCCCAUAAUUGAGGCGUAUCCCUUUUUCUCAGAAGGACAACAUGUGCUGUCGGAAUUCUUUGCUAUUGUGUACCCAGAAAAGGAGGAGGAACAGGCCAGACAAGAUGUCUGUCAGAAGGUUGAAUGGCUCCUGCGGCACAAAGAUGACAUAACAGAAGUUGACUUACUGGUGGACAUGGAAAAGGCUGUGGCAGUCGAAAAAGGACGAGCUAAGAAGUCCAAGUCAAUCAUUAGUGUCCAUAAGGUGGAUGGUGUGGCUUCUGUCAAAGAAGCAUUUUUUUAAUCCAAGGAAUUCACCUCGCCACGCCUCAUCAUUGUCGUCAAUAAGGAUGACAACAGUUUCAUGACAGCCUACAUUGUGGUGGACAGGACGAAGAUAGUUUGCCAAGCUGCAUCUAUCUUGGAUGCAGCAGUUGUGCUACUGGCAGCGUAUUAUGUAUCUGAUCUGAGCUACCCAGGCAUAUAUACGCGUGCGCUUGGAUUGCUGCAGCAGUUUGUGGUGGGUGACGCCUACAGUGGACCUAAAGGAACAAAAUGGAUCACUUUCGUGAAACGUCUCACCCUGGACUCUCCCAAGUCUAACUGACUCAGUCAUUAGUGUUUAUCACUGAACAUGUAUUCUAACAUAAACAUGUAUAAGUGUCUA